AUGUGGUCGUCGUGUCGGCUCCACGCGACGAAAACGAAAGUGGGGGAGGGAACGAGGGGAAAUCAACACGGUUCGGUUUGGACGCCUGGGGCGGCAGCAAGGUGUGAUGCGAUGACGGUGUGCUGCGCCCCGGGGCAUGGUUUGCAGCAGAAAAUCCUUCCCCAUGCCUCUUUCCCCUCUCACGUUCGGCACCCAGCUUCCGUGCGGCAAGAACGUCUCGUUCUCACCUGCUCUCUCGCCCUCGCGACCCUCAUAGCAGCAUUCGCUCUGCUCGUCCCAUCAGCCGCCGCCGCGCUGAAGCUCGGCCCUUAUAUCGCGCCGGGCGCCACGGACAACCGCGGCCCGUGCCCGGCCUUCAACACCAUGGCGAACCACGGCGUCUUCCCCCGCGACGGCUCCGCAAUCAAGCGCAAGCGCAUCGUCAACGCCUUCCGCAAGUUCUACUCCUUCUCGCCCACGGUGACGAACGCGCUGAUCAACGGCGCCAUGUCGAAGGGCGUGGGGGAUAAAAAGGCGGGGACGAUCGACCUCGUGCAGCUCCGCGCGCACAACAAGAUCGAGCACGACGUCUCGCUGGUCCGCGACGACGCGUAUCUCGGUAACAACUACGAAGUUAACGUUACGCUGUUCAACCAAAUGCUCAAGUUCUCCUCCACGAAAAAAUACAUCACUCUUCGCGAGAUCGGUCGCUUCCGCAAGCACCGCUUUUACGCCUCCCAUAAGAACAAUCCCCAGCUCAACUACGACACGAAUUUCGAAGCCGUGGCGUUCGGGGAAGCAGCGGCGCUCGCGGGGGUUUUCGGCGGAAGACUGCGCUUUUACGCGGUUCCGAUUGACUACCUCAAGUCGUUUCUCCGUGAUCAACGGUAUCCGAAAGGCUUCAAGCCGCCGCUUAUUCCGCUGAGCUUCCCCGAGCUGCUCGCCGUCGCGGGGCGCAUCAAGGUCGCCGCGUUUUUUGCUUAA
Molecule: messenger RNA, 963 nt
Organism: Closterium sp. Naga37s-1
Lineage: Eukaryota; Viridiplantae; Streptophyta; Zygnematophyceae; Desmidiales; Closteriaceae
Source: the annotation of a GenBank genome assembly